This is a messenger RNA of Trematosphaeria pertusa, 1535 nucleotides long. RefSeq names its product FAD dependent oxidoreductase. Lineage: Eukaryota; Fungi; Ascomycota; Dothideomycetes; Pleosporales; Trematosphaeriaceae. The record is from RefSeq and is a predicted model, not a curated record. The transcript is spliced from 2 exons. The coding region runs from base 142 to 1458 and encodes 438 amino acids. Gene Ontology annotation, molecular function: saccharopine oxidase activity; flavin adenine dinucleotide binding; sarcosine oxidase activity.
GCCGAGCUCUCAUCUGCAAUAGAAUAACGUCGUCGAACCGGCUUCCGUCAUACAACACUCACACGACUCGCCUUCGUUACUAGAUUCGACUUCUUCAUCUUCCCCCUAAAUCCAUCCAUCCACAACCCCCGUCAUUCAACAAUGCCCUUACCAAAGAGCGAGCCAGUCAUCAUCAUCGGCGGCGGAGCAUUCGGCCUCUCCACCGCUCUCGAGCUCUCCACGCGUGGAUACACGGACAUUACCGUUUUCGAGCAGGACGAGGAGAUACCCUCGCGCUGGUCUGCCGCGAACGAUCUCAACAAGAUCAUGCGGGCCGAGUACGAGGAUGGCUUCUACACCGAGCUAGCCAUUGAAGCGAUGCAAGCUUGGCAGACACCGCUCUUCGCGCCGCACUUCCAUCGCGUCGGCUUCUUGAACUGCGUAACGGGAGCAGCGCCGCAGAAAGCUGUCGAUACCAUGGAGCGGUUUCGCGCGGCUGCUGAGCGGCAUCCGGUCAUGAAACCGUUCGUUUCUGGCGUGGACGGACGCGAUGAGCUCCGGCAACUGUGCUGGCAAUUCGACGGCCAGCUACCUGGAUGGAAAGGGUAUAUUAACAAGUACGACGGAUACGUGCAUUCGGCAAAUGCACUACGCGGCGUCUACCGAGCUGCGCGUGAGAAUGGAGUCCGAUUCCUCCUUGGGGAGAAAGUAGGUGCGGUCCGAGAAAUCGUGUACGAGGACACAUGUCAGGGGAGGAAGAGCGUAGGAGUCCGCACACAGGGCGGCGAUUUCCACGCUGCUUCUCUCGUCAUUGUGGCCGUUGGUGCGGCCGCCACGAAAAUCGUGCCCGAAAUUGGUUCGCACGUUCAGGCCAAAGCUUGGUCCGUCGCCCACGUCCGCCUCACGGAGGACGAGACGUCUUCUCUUCGCGGCAUACCUGUCACGUACGCCCGAGAUCUUGGCUUCUUCUUCGAACCGGAGCCCAAAACGAACCUGCUCAAGCUGUGCCCGAUGGGAGGCGGCUAUGUCAACACCGACCCUUCGACAGGCCUCUCCCAACCGCCGGAAUCUUUGACGCAAAGCCGCUUUGUGCCGCACGAGGACGAGCUGAAAAUGCGCGAGCUUCUUCACCAGACUCUCCCGCAUCUCGCGGAUCGACCACUGGUGAGGAAGUCUCUGUGCUGGUUUGCGGAUACGAGCAAUUCCGACUUUGUUGUAGACUACGUUCCGCAAACGUCCUCCUCGGUCAUGCUGCUUUCCGGCGACUCCGGUCAUGGUUUCAAGAUGUUCCCUAUCGUUGGACGAUGGGUGAUUGACCUCUUGAAUUCUGCGAAAGAGCAGCAGCCCAUUUCUAGGUGGCGGUGGAGGAAUUUCAGUUCCGCGAACGGUAAUGCGAGCCAGGAUGAUGUGAGCUGGCGCAUAGGAGACGUAAAGGAAAUUCGCGAUCUCCAAAUCAACCAGGUAGAGUCGAAGCUGUAAUGUAUUGUUCCCGCGCACAUUUAAUGCGAAGGGAACUUGCUGUUAUGUCCAGAUCCCAUACGGUCAGGUAUUUCGUG